CUGCGCUGUGUGAACGAAGCCGCUCUGCACUGAGCUGGGAGCCUCUACCAGGAAGGAAGCAGGUAAAAGGAAGCUGAACCUGUUAUUGCAGUUAAUUCAUUUUUAUAGUUAACAUGGCAGACCCUUGGGAAGAAUGCAUGGAUUUUGCAGUGCAGAUGGCAAGGAAAGCUGGAACCGUCGUGUGUGCAGCUCUGAAGGAAGACGUCUCUGUGAUGCUAAAAAGUUCACCUGCAGAUUUAGUGACAGUCACAGACCAGAAAGUAGAAGAAAUGAUAAUCUCUUUAAUAAAAGAGAAAUACCCAUCCCAUAGCUUCAUUGGUGAAGAAUCCGUGGCAGCGGGUAAGGGGAGUACACUGACAGAUAGCCCAACGUGGAUUGUAGAUCCCAUUGAUGGUACUACCAAUUUUGUUCACAGGUUUCCAUUUGUGGCUAUAUCAAUUGGUUUUGCUGUCAAUAAACAGGUUGAAUUUGGAGUUGUAUAUAGCUGUGUUGAAGACAAAAUGUAUACUGGCAGAAGGGGAAAGGGCUCAUUUUGUAAUGGACAGAAAUUGAAAGUAUCUGGACAGAAAGAUAUAACACAAUCUAUGAUUAUCACAGAACUUGGGUCAAAUCGGAACCCAGAGGUUGUUAAAAUGAUAUUAUCUAACAUGGAGAGACUUUUGUGUAUUCCAAUUCAUGGGAUCAGAGCGGUGGGCACAGCAGCUGUUAACAUGUGCCUUGUAGCUUCAGGAGGAGCCGAUGCUUACUAUGAGAUGGGAAUCCACUGUUGGGACAUGGCAGCAGCUUCUGUCAUUGUUACUGAAGCAGGAGGUGUUGUGCUGGAUGCAAAAGGAGGCCCUUUUGACUUAAUGUCUUGUAGAGUGAUAGCUGCCUGUUGCAAGGACAUCGGACAGAGAAUUGCCAAAGAACUUCAGAUCAUACCCGUGCCACGUGACGAUGGCAGAAAGAAUGAAUGAGUUUAACAAAUGAAGCCAUAUUUAUAGUAUUUUGCACAGUUUUUAAUGCAAGCCAUUAUUUCAGGAGUAAUACAAUAUCAAUGGUUAUAUAUGAUACAAGAGGCAUUGAGAUGCUAUGUGAUGCAAUCUUGUAUGUCACUUACUGUAAUUAUGCACUAUGUAUCUGUCAUGGCAUUUAAAGGAACACACUAAAAGAAAAAACUUUUUUUUUUUUUUUUUAAGUCCCCUGGGUUUCUUUAUAACUUUACAUUAAUGCCUCCUCCUUUUUUUAUAAAAAAAAAACAUGAAAAUCAGCCUUAAACUGACCUGCAAUCUAGAGCCUAGGCAGACAUUACUGCAGCCGAUCCCCUCCCUUGCUGGAGUUAUUAAGAGGACUUUUUUUCCAAUCAAAUGCUUCUCAUAUCGAACCAAGGUGGACAUAAGCAGCACAUGUAUGGCAAUCGCGGUGUUCCAACCCAUUGUUGUCAGCACAAUUUGCAUGCAAACACUGUACAUAAAAUAGAUUAUCAGUUUACUCCCAAGCUCUAGCAGCUGACUAAAUGAGAGCCACUUGAGCAUGUGAAUUGCAAUAUGUAAACCGUGCCAUUUCUAAGAAAUGGCACUGGUUUAAUCUGCAAGGCUGCACGAGCUGCAUCAACACCCCAAAAUUACUUAAUUAAGAUUAAAUGAUUUUGCUGCUUAGAGUGUCUUCUUAAGUUACUGAUCCAAAGGCCCAAGUUUGAGUUGGCUAAAGUGUAAAUAAAUAGUUGUUAUUGCAUUAUUAAACAAAUUGGAGCAUAAGUGCAAGAAAGUAAUUGUGGCGAUGAACAACAAAAGCAGUUUAUUUGAAGAUGGAAGAUGUUGUCCGUUUGUUAUCUUAAAGUGAUAGUGAAAGCUCAAACUAAAGACCGUAUUCAUACCAAUAUGUCUACAAAGCCUAAAGAUAUAGUUUAUUGUUUAAGCUUUACUCAGGGAACAGUAAUUUCAGUUUGCGUGUGAGGUUCUAAUAUAUUCAAACAUCUUUCAUACAGAGUAUAUACACAGUUUAGCAAACGUAGUUUAGAGUAUAGCUAAACCUUUACAUUCCAUAUAACAAUUAGUCUGUUUAGAACACUGUCAUCUGCAGAAAAAAAAGCAGUGUGAGAGGACUGUGCAAAGCUCUCAGGCAGAAAAGCAAGCUUAGUAUUUAUUAAUGUAGACUUAAAGGACCACGUUAGGCACCCAGACCACUUCAGCUCAAUGAAGUGGUCUGGGUGCCAGGUCCCUCUAAUGGUAACCCUGCAGCUGUAAACAUAGCAGUUUCAGAGAAACUGCUAUGUUUACACUAGGGUUAAUCCAGCCUCUAGUGGCUGUCUCACUGACAGCCGCUAGAGGUGCUUCCGCGCUUCUCACUGUGAAAUUCACAGUGAGAAGACGCUGAACGUCUAUAGGAAAGCAUUCGGCGCUGACGUCGGCAAAGGGAGGAGAGUUCCCCAGCGCUGGAGAAAGCCAAGUGUUUAACCCCUUCAGCCCAGCGGGAGUGGGACCCUGAGAGUGGGGGACGGGGGGACGGGACCUAAAGACCCUAUAGAGCCAGGAAAACAAGUUUGUUUUCCUGGCACUAUAGUGGUCCUUUAAAGAGGGUUACACCUGUCAGUUCCUCAUAUAUCAUCCUCAAAGAUAUGGUCAAAGAGCUUGCACUUUAUUCUUAAACAAGCAGCAAAAGUCUCUUGUUUUGCAUUUUUAUUGUUAACAUUGAACUGCACUCCUUAAGAAUUGCUGAAAUACAAGCAUCUCUGGAACUUGUUGAGAAGUAUGAAUACACAAAUGUAACAUCAGACAUAUUGCAUCAAACAUACUCUUGUUAUAAUGUUUGCACUGAUUUGAUUGUGGAUUAUGUGGUGUUUCCAAACGAUAAGUUUAUUUGUAUUGUUAAGAUGGUAAAAUAAAUGAUGUUUCCCAAGAA
Messenger RNA from Pelobates fuscus (common spadefoot toad), 2880 nucleotides. It is a transcript of the gene IMPA1, whose product is annotated as inositol monophosphatase 1. The record is from RefSeq and is a predicted model, not a curated record. Gene Ontology annotation, biological process: phosphatidylinositol phosphate biosynthetic process; signal transduction; inositol metabolic process. The transcript has 9 exons. The coding region runs from base 114 to 956 and encodes 280 amino acids. NCBI's taxonomy places the organism in Eukaryota, Metazoa, Chordata, Amphibia, Anura, Pelobatidae. Gene Ontology annotation, molecular function: inositol monophosphate 1-phosphatase activity.